GCGCUGCCUGGGCCGCUCGCCCCGCCCUCCGAGCGCGGCCUCGUCGCCGCCGGGCUGCUCUUCAGCAUCGUGUUCGCCGCGCUGGUGCAGGGCGCGCUCGUCGACCUCGUCGCCAACCCGCGCCGCCGCCCGGACAUCGACACGCUGCAGCAGCUGGACGAGUCGCAGCUCCCAAUCGCCACGUCGGACGACGAGUUUCUGGACACCUUCAGCGGGCCCGACUCCGCGCUGUGGCAGCGGCUGGCGCGCCGCUUGUUCCUGUAUUCUCCGCCUGACGGCCCCUCGGCUCCCGCGCCAACCACCCCCACACCCUCCACCACCACUGCGGGCGCUGACCAUUGCGCGGGGGUGGCGAGCGACGCGGAGUACACGGGGGACUUCGUGCGGCGCGUGGCGGCCGGGCGCUGCGCGGCGCUGCUGAGCGAGGUGGCUGCGCGCCGCACGCUGCGCGCGGACGCGGCGCUGGCCGCCCGCCUGCACCUGGCCGCCGCCUGCCCGCGCGUCUACUUCGAGGCGUACGCCACGCCCUUCGCCUCCCCGCUGCGCCGCCCCGUCGGCCGCGUCGUGGCGCGCGCGCUCGAGGCCGGCCUGCUCGCCAAG
Molecule: messenger RNA, 600 nt
Organism: Gryllus bimaculatus (two-spotted cricket)
Lineage: Eukaryota; Metazoa; Arthropoda; Insecta; Orthoptera; Gryllidae
Source: the annotation of a GenBank genome assembly